GACAUAGGGACCCAACUCUGGUAGCUCUGACAAAACACAUGGAUCUUGACCUCCCUUGGAGCAGCAUCACAGGAGGGCACCCAAACCGGACUGACGAUGGCACAGUUUCAGAGCCCACCAUGAAGAGACUCGUGGUGCUAUGCGACUGCCUCUGGGCCUGGAGCCUCCUCCUGAAUGCAUUGACUGAAAGAAGCUAUGGACAAACCUCAUUGCAAGAUGAAAUUAAAGACAACACCACAGUAUUUACCAGAAUAUUGGAUCGUCUGCUGGAUGGCUACGAUAACCGCUUGAGACCAGGACUGGGAGAGCGUGUAACUGAAGUGAAGACUGACAUCUUUGUCACCAGUUUUGGGCCUGUUUCAGACCACGAUAUGGAGUACACUAUAGAUGUAUUUUUCCGCCAAAGCUGGAAAGACGAGAGAUUAAAAUUCAAAGGACCUAUGACUGUUCUCCGAUUAAAUAAUUUAAUGGCCAGCAAAAUUUGGACACCUGAUACCUUUUUCCACAAUGGAAAGAAGUCAGUGGCUCAUAACAUGACAAUGCCAAAUAAACUACUACGAAUUACAGAGGAUGGGACAUUGCUGUACACAAUGAGAUUGACUGUGAGAGCAGAAUGUCCAAUGCAUUUAGAAGACUUUCCUAUGGAUGCACAUGCUUGCCCCUUGAAAUUUGGAAGCUAUGCUUAUACGAGAGCGGAGGUCGUGUAUGAAUGGACACGGGAGCCAGCAAGAUCAGUGGUUGUGGCUGAAGAUGGCUCUCGACUGAACCAAUAUGAUCUGCUAGGACAGACUGUGGACUCUGGAAUUGUUCAGUCCAGUACAGGGGAAUAUGUUGUUAUGACUACGCAUUUUCAUUUGAAGAGAAAGAUUGGUUAUUUUGUCAUUCAGACUUACCUGCCAUGCAUCAUGACAGUGAUUCUGUCACAGGUUUCCUUCUGGCUUAAUAGAGAAUCUGUUCCAGCAAGAACUGUAUUUGGAGUGACAACUGUCUUGACAAUGACAACCCUGAGCAUCAGCGCACGCAACUCUCUCCCCAAGGUGGCCUAUGCCACAGCCAUGGAUUGGUUCAUAGCAGUGUGCUAUGCCUUCGUGUUUUCGGCACUCAUCGAGUUUGCAACAGUGAAUUACUUCACAAAGAGAGGUUACGCGUGGGACGGCAAAAGCGUCGUUCCCGAAAAGCCAAAGAAAGUGAAGGAUCCUCUCAUUAAGAAAAAUAACACAUACACAGCUGCAGCUACAAGCUACACCCCUAAUAUUGCAAGGGACCCUGGGCUGGCAACCAUUGCUAAAAGUGCAACAAUAGAGCCCAAAGAAGUUAAACCAGAAACAAAACCUGCAGAACCCAAGAAAACUUUUAACAGCGUCAGCAAAAUUGAUCGACUAUCAAGAAUAGCCUUCCCAUUGCUUUUUGGAAUCUUUAAUUUAGUCUAUUGGGCUACCUAUUUAAACCGGGAGCCCCAGUUAAAAGCCCCAACUCCACACCAAUAACCUCACUUUCUCAUAUAGUUCUGUUUUGUUUUGUGCUGGGAAUUGCUUUUAGUUUUCACAUACAGUAAUUCCUAUUUGCUUCAUUGCCUCUGUCUUAAAGAAAAUAAAGAUUUCUUUAUUUGUCAAAAAGUAAAAUAUACCUAUAUAUUUAAAAAGCCCUGUGUGUGAGGGAAAGAGCAAUGAGCUACGUACUUUUGAAAAGUGAUUCUGAAAAAGAGAAAGGAAGAGUUCUGGCAAUGAAAAACAGGAAACCAUUUGCAGAUAGCUUAUUACUGAAUGUCCCCAAAAGAUAUUGUAUAUGUACAUGAAAAAGAUAUUUUUAUUCUAAGGAUUGUGGGGAGUGGGAAAAUGUUCUUUAUGAUGUUCAUGUUGCACAUACUAUACUGUACUUAACAUUUAUUCGAACACUGUUUAUAAACUUUUCAAGGAUGUAAAGCUUUCCAUUUGUUGAAUUCCAUAAGAUAUCUUAUUUUCCUAGCUUUUUUUCCCUUCUAUAUUCCAAACUACUUGACUUACAGUAUUAAAUGGUCUUGAAAGAAAAAGGAAAUCUGCUCACUUUAGGUACAGUUUAUCACUGUAUAGCACAUUUGAUCUAAUGGUAACAAAUGCUUUAAUCUGCUGUCUUACUGCAGUCUUGUUCUAAGCAUUAAGUUGUCACUAGACUAGAUGUAAAACCAGUUGCACAAUCAAAUGCAGAUCCCAAGUUCCCUUUGUCUCCUGUGUAAUCCAAACUACUCCUGGAGGCUUUUACAGGUAGCUUUUACACAUCACUAUGUUUUAGAGAGUUAAAAAAAAAAAAAGUUUUGCAAGCUCUAGAUAUGUUGAAUGUAUUCUUUUAUAAAAUGAUGCAUUAAAAAAGCUUUAGACUGAAAUUUAUGGAUAGCAGAAAGACAAAAUAUAGUAUUUAAAUAAUAUGUAAAUAUGCAGCAUGAGAUUGUACAUUUUUUUACUUUUUUAAAGUUGUGUUCUUAAAACAUUGUGUAGGAUUCACCUCUUAGCUCUUAAUAUGUUGUUAAAUGCUCAAUAAAACAUAUUUAGAGCCUGGAUAAAAAAAAUCAGUGGUACUGGAAAGCCUAAAAAUAUACAUAGAAAGUGCUUGGAAUUAAUUCCAUUUAUAAAGUUGUUAAGUGUACAGUAGCUUGCAAUUUGACAGUGUCAUCCAAUGUAUACUAUUAGAUUAAUGACUGGUCUGCUCAGGUCAUGCAUAAACACUAAAGUACGGGAUUAUAUUUGGUAGGUAAAAAUGGUGAAAUAUUUGUUAAGACAGAAGUUCAUCUGUAUAUUACUGCUCUAUUUGCUGAUACAUAACUGUUACAAUAAGUGAUGUAAUAUAUGUAGCAUUAAAUACAAAAAAGUCAUACACAAAAGAAUGUACAGGAAAAUAGAUUUUAUUGAGUAAACUUACUACAUUUCAUUUUUACUGUAGCAAUAUAUUUGUAGGAACAAUAUGUAAGGGCUUUAAAUACAAGAUGUCCAUUUUGCAGGUAUUGUGCUCCCUUUAAAACAAUUCUAGUCAGUAUCAGUACUGCUGAUUCUUAGAAAUACAAAACAUCAGAUAAGGAUUUUUCAGAGAGACAGGAAGACUGGUGGAAUUUUGCAAGCGUCAGUUCAAAAACUGUUAAUAUAUGGUAUUGAAUGAACGUAAAAACAAUGCUACAUGAGCCUUCAGAGAAAUAGCUAAUGAGAGUCAAAUUUCAUAUUCAUGUUUCAGGCAAUGUUUUAUAAACUUUCUCAAUAAAUCAAGAAGUUGCCAUUCUGUAUCUACAAAAGGAAAUAGUUAAUCUUUUAUUUAGAAAAGUUUUUUUUUUUUUUUUUAAAUAAUGCUUUAUUGUCUAACAUUUAGUCCUGUCUAAACUUGAUAAGUUAUCUGAUUGGAGCUUAUUAAAAGGGGGUGUUUCAUCUUCUGGUAUCAUGUGUAGAUAUAUGUAUAGAAAAAAAUAAACUAUGGCUCUUUAACUUC
Messenger RNA from Dromaius novaehollandiae (emu), 3447 nucleotides. It is a transcript of the gene GABRA1, whose product is annotated as gamma-aminobutyric acid type A receptor subunit alpha1. Bases 39 to 1487 code for a protein of 482 amino acids. Gene Ontology annotation, molecular function: benzodiazepine receptor activity; inhibitory extracellular ligand-gated monoatomic ion channel activity; GABA-A receptor activity. Gene Ontology annotation, biological process: synaptic transmission, GABAergic; signal transduction; regulation of postsynaptic membrane potential. Gene Ontology annotation, cellular component: neuron projection; dendrite membrane; postsynapse. The transcript has 10 exons. The record is from RefSeq and is a predicted model, not a curated record. NCBI's taxonomy places the organism in Eukaryota, Metazoa, Chordata, Aves, Casuariiformes, Dromaiidae.